Messenger RNA from Anoplophora glabripennis (Asian longhorned beetle), 991 nucleotides. Its product is annotated as NIF3-like protein 1. Gene Ontology annotation, cellular component: cytoplasm; mitochondrion. The record is from RefSeq and is a predicted model, not a curated record. The coding region runs from base 151 to 747 and encodes 198 amino acids. The transcript is spliced from 2 exons. Lineage: Eukaryota; Metazoa; Arthropoda; Insecta; Coleoptera; Cerambycidae.
UAUGUAUCCGAGCUCCGAGCCGCCGAGUCUCUGCCGAGUGCCGAGUCCGAUGUCCGAUACGGUGGAGAAACGCCAACACAGCCGUCUUUAGAAUUGUCAGUGUCACUAGUGUUUUGAUAUUACUGUAGUGAAAACAACAUCCUUGUAUUUAUGUUUUGGGGCACCGUUGUAUGUAGAAAUUAUAACAAAAUGGGUAUACCACUAUUACAAGUGUUGAAAAAACUUGAAAAUAUCUCCCCUUUAAAACUAGCAGAAUCUUGGGAUAAUGUUGGACUUUUGGUAGAACCUGAAAAAAAUAAAUUAGUUAGUACUAUUUUACUUACCAUCGAUUUAACAGAAGAUGUAGUUGAUGAAGCUAUUGAUAAUAAAGUACAAAUGAUUAUAACUUAUCAUCCAAAUAUAUUUCGUCCUAUGACGUGUAUUACUCAGAGUCACUGGAAAGAGAGAGUUAUAAUUAAAUGUAUUAAAAACGAUAUAAUGAUAUUCAGUCCUCAUACAAGUUGGGAUGCAAUGUUAGAUGGUGUGAAUGAUUGGCUGGCCUCAUCUUUGAACCCCAAAUCUAGUAAACCAAUAGUAGAAAGUAAAGAGGAUUCUAAUGUUGGAAUGGGUAGAUUAAUAACACUGGAAACUCCAUUCUUAUUGAAAUAUAUAAUUCAGAAAAUUAAAAUGCACAUUGGGAUUCCUUACGUUCGAGUUGGUUUAGCUGAACACAAGAAUUUAGGUAAAAAAUCGUGUACAAAACAUUAAAACAGAUAAACAAGAGCUCAAACGAGUGUUCAACUGUAUCAAAUAUUUUAAAAGAUUUCUCUUGAGUCUGCGAGCUAUAAUUUUAAUAUUACCUAUUAUUAGUUUAUAAUGCAGUAAAGCACCAAUAGUUAAAAUAGUAGUAAUUGUGGAUAAUAUUCAUUAAUGUUAUACAUAUUUUUCCAUUCAUUGUUACGUAUUUUAUACAAGAUCAAGGUAGCAGAAAUUAAAUUUUAGGUUUUUACGC